CGCCGUCUCCCGUCACCGUCGCCGGGUCGCCGGUCGCCGUCAGUCGCAGUCGUGCUGUGUCUGCGGAGCAGGGCAGUCGUCACUUGCCUGCGGACUCGUCGCGCCCCCGCCUGUCACACGCCUCGCCGCUGCCGUCGGGAGACUCUACCUGUCCCUUUGGCGCUAUUCCGGUGAUCGUCGGGUGCACGUUCCCUUAUCAACUGACGAACGUUGGAACUUCAACAUGACGCCCCCUACCCCGUUAUGUCACAAUGCUGCUCGAAGCGAAUGCUCCGUCUGCAAUAAGGCUGACAGCAUGCCUUGUUCGACCUGUCGCUUGGACUACUACUGCAGCGUAGCCCAUCAAAAACGAGAUUGGCCUCGUCACAAGUUGGGUUGUGGAGUGCUAAAAGUGGAAAGGAGUUCGCGAAUUGGGAGGUACCUCAUCGCGACAAAAGAUAUCCCUGCUGGAACUGUUGUACUUCGUGACACGGCAUUCCCUGUUCCCAACUACAACACAGACCUGCCCCAGGUCCUCUGCGCGGCCUGCUGCAAAGUGCUGUCCGCCACCGGCUUCACUCAGUGCUCUCUGUGCGGCUGGCCCGUGUGUGGCGACGCGUGCGGCGGGGGACCGGGCCAUCGGCGGGAGUGUGCAGCUUUCCAGCGCGCCGGUUUCAAAUUGGCAAAAUGUGAGCUGCAGGGCAACCACAAGCUCAUUUGGCGGGCCCUGGGUGCUCUUAAGACUUAUUUUGGGACCCUGGAGCACAGCUGGCUGCGAGAUCUUCAGAGUGACUACGUCCACGACGCAACUGAUAAGGAACUCGGCGCUGAGCUCGACGCCAAGCGCAGCGGCUGGAGGACGGCUGCCCGCUGGUUGCGCGGCGCGUUGGGGCUGCUGUGGCUCGAGGAGGAAGACCUGGUGCGCGCCGCCGCGCGCAACGACAUCAACGCCAUCGGCGGCGUUUACGGCGUCGUCACACAGCCGACUGACCCCGCCGCACUGGCCGACACAGGCGCUAUUUUUGCCGGACUAUCGCUGCUAGAGCACAACUGCACUCCAUCAUGCUCUGCUUCCAGCAACGGUGUUGUCGAUACGUUUUCCACUGAUGAUUUCCCAAACCCAGCUGAGUCCGUUAUCAAAUCUUUUGAGGGGCAGAAAGGGCGCGCUGAUAACUUCGUGACGACUACCAGGCUGGUGCGCAAGGGAGAGCACUUGUCGAUCGAUUACCUUGACGAUCCCCUGAUCAGCACGUCGGUGCGGCGCAAGCGUCUGCGAAACUGGGGCUUCCGGUGUGACUGCGAGCGCUGCACAGACCCAUCUGAGUUCGGAUUGUAUCUGGAGAGCGCGUGCUGCGCAUCGUGUUCGGCUAAGGGCAGCCGGCACUUCCUUAUUUUUAACGAGGUAAAGAAGAUAUUUAUCUGCGAGGGCUGUGGACACGAAGAAGUUGAAGAUCCUGCUUGGAUUGAACAGUUGGCCUUUUCUGCGUUGCUGGACAAGCCCGACACGGGCGUGGUGGAGCUGCACCGCUUCGUUGAGCGCAGCGUGUGGCCGCGCGGCCUGCUGCACGCCACGCACAGCCUCGUCAUCGAGGCCAAGUCCACCAUGGUGCAGUUCGCUCGGCCGGAUCACCUGCUGGGAGCUGGCGGGAUACCUGAUCAGAAGAUCCUAGAGCUGCUUUCGACCGCAUGCCGCGACCUUCUGAGUGCAUUGGACAUGUCCGGCCAGGGUCUUUGCGCGCGUCGCUGUAACCUCCUCAACCCCCUUAUUUUCGCUAUGAAAAUUCAUCUGCUAGCGGAUUUAAAGCCAUUAGUAAUGGACGGGAAAUAUUUUGGAGCAAUGACUGCGUAUGCGCCAAGAGUCAGGGAACUCGAAAAACUUACGAAGGAGCUUCGUCAGAUGUUGCCACCGGGGCCGGGACCUGAAAAGAUCCUCUUCGAGAAAGUGCACAUGGCAGAGCUCGACUUUCUCUUGAGUGUCACAGGGUGCAAGCUUCCCUCGCCAGAUGCUCUCUCCAACAUGAGAAGCUUCCUUGAGCUUCAUGCCUAACCGCUACGUUGCUUGUACUUUUUAAAAUUAUAACCACGAGUUUGCUACAUGUGUGCCGAAAAUUUUAAAUGUAAUUCAUUCAGGAUGACCCAAUAAAAAAAUUACGUUUCUGAUUA
Molecule: messenger RNA, 2142 nt
Organism: Frankliniella occidentalis (western flower thrips)
Lineage: Eukaryota; Metazoa; Arthropoda; Insecta; Thysanoptera; Thripidae
Exons: 13
Coding region: 224-2026 (600 amino acids)
Source: RefSeq, a predicted model, not a curated record